Pistacia vera is the source of this 3917-nucleotide messenger RNA. RefSeq names its product katanin p80 WD40 repeat-containing subunit B1-like. Lineage: Eukaryota; Viridiplantae; Streptophyta; Magnoliopsida; Sapindales; Anacardiaceae. Gene Ontology annotation, molecular function: microtubule binding. The coding region runs from base 383 to 3499 and encodes 1038 amino acids. Gene Ontology annotation, cellular component: katanin complex. The record is from RefSeq and is a predicted model, not a curated record. The transcript has 18 exons. Gene Ontology annotation, biological process: microtubule depolymerization; microtubule severing.
CUUCUGAAGUCGUUUCUCGGAAACACGACACAACACAACUCAUCACUACGCGUCUCGGACCGAAAAUACCAAAAACAAAAACAGAAAUAAAAAAAAAGAGCUUCUUUUUUACAGCACUUUUUAUUUUUGUAAUUUUGUUUUUGUUUUAAACAGUUGAAUCUCAAUCAUCGGAACCGAAUCCAAUUCCUAUCUUUGAAGCUGGAUUUCUUACUGAACAAACAGUUUGUUUUUUAAAUAUGUUUUUUCUAUUCGAAUCUCGAUAAAGUUCCAGCUUGUUGGCGUGAAACUGAAUUCAACUCUCUGUUCUCUUCAGCUGCUCCAACACGACUGUCAAAUUCUAUUAUCAUUUUAAUUAUUUUUUUUUUAGGAUUUUCGGAAAUAAAUGGCCAAGCGUGGAUAUAAGCUGCAGGAAUUUGUGGCACAUUCAGCGAACGUGAAUUGUCUAAGUAUCGGGAAGAAAGCAUGUCGGCUUCUUAUAACUGGUGGGGAUGAUCACAAUGUCAAUCUUUGGGCGAUUGGGAAACCCACCUCUUUAAUGAGCCUGUGUGGUCAUACAAGUCCAGUUGAAUCUUUAGCUUUUGAUUCAGCCGAAGUGUUGGUGCUUGCUGGAGCUUCUGCUGGUGUGAUAAAGCUGUGGGAUUUGGAAGAAGCAAAGAUGGUGCGCACUCUUGCUGGACAUAGAUCCAAUUGCUCUUCUGUUCAAUUUCAUCCAUUUGGGGAAUUCUUUGCUUCUGGGUCCAUGGACACAAAUUUAAGGAUUUGGGAUAUCAGGAAGAAAGGAUGUAUUCACACAUACAAGGGUCAUACUCGAGGCAUUAGUACUAUCAGAUUCACUCCUGAUGGUCGCUGGGUAGUGUCUGGUGGAUUUGAUAAUGUAGUAAAGGUGUGGGAUCUUACUGCUGGAAAACUCUUGCAUGACUUUAAGUUUCAUGAAGGGCAAAUUAGAUCUAUAGACUUCCAUCCUCUUGAGUUUCUCCUGGCAACAGGUUCAGCAGACAGAACUGUGAAAUUCUGGGAUUUGGAAACCUUUGAACUGAUUGGAUCUUCCAGACCUGAGACUACUGGAGUUCGCUCAAUUACCUUUCAUCCUGAUGGGAGGACCCUGUUUUGUGGUUUGGAUGAUAGUUUGAAGGUCUAUUCAUGGGAGCCAGUUUUAUGUCACGAUGCUGUUGAUAUGGGAUGGUCAACACUUGGUGAUCUCUGCAUUAAUGAUGGAAAGCUUUUGGGAUGUUCCUUCUAUCAAAAUUCUGUUGGAGUUUGGGUAGCAGAUGUUUCGCAUAUUGAGCCAUAUGGACCUGGUGUACCUGAGCAAAAUGACUGCACAGAGAAGAAAAUUAAUUCCCCAGGAACUCAUUCUUCGGAGAAAGUAGGGAGUGGCAUUAGAUCCACUUCCAGUUUGCGCUGCAGGUCUCCUGAUUAUGACACAAAGGGGAUAAAGACCAUAUAUGUGGACUCUACUGGUGGAAAACCUGUAACUUCUCAGAAAGUGGGGUCUUUGGACUCUCCAAAAAUUGUACUCCCUGUGGAUACCAAGGAAAUCACUGAUCUCAAAACAGAGAAGCAGAAUCCUGCAAUAGAUUCGCUGGCAAAAUCUAAUGCGCAAGCACUUAUUAAAUCUUUUGUUGUUCCUAGUAUUGUACCUCGUGAGGGUCCUGCUGGGAAAGACUCUUCCAAUUCUGGCAGAGAAUCUAUUACCUUUUGUAAGACAAAACCUGGUAUGCUGCUCCGGCCAGCUCAUGUACGAAGGCCAUCAGUUAGCAAGAUUGAAGCUGAAAAGGCGUCUACACCUGUUGAAUCUGGAAGUUUCAGAAGCAUGAAGGGUGAUAUGGACAGUGCAAAGGAUCCAAACUUCCAAACUCAGCUUGUAUUAUCAGAUGGAGGUAGAAAAUCCUUUGAAAAUGACUCUGAUAUCAAGAACUGUACAGAGAAGAUUCAAAAAGCUGUCUCUCUGCAAGGACCUUUGAAUCAAGAAAACCGUGAUGAGUCCCUUAAUCACAGCAAAGAAACUCACGCUGUUAAAUAUGUCAAUGGAGUUGCAGUUGUACGGGGAAGGACACGCUCUCUGGUAGAGAGGUUUGAAAAAAGAAAGGGAUUUAAUACUAAUGACAAUCAAGCAAUUAAUAGCAAUCCUCAGAGGACAGUUAGUAGCAAUGAAGACCAAUCAACAAUUAUCACACCUAGCACGAGACUCAGUAGCAAUGAAGAUCAAGCAACUAAGGUUACCCCUCAAAUGAGAAUUGAUAGCAAUGCAGAUCAAACAACUAACACUAUCACUCAUGUGAAAUUUCAAAACAAUGAAGGUCAAGCAAAUAAUACUACCUCUCCUGUGAGAUUUAAGAACAGUGAAGAUCAAGCCACUAGUACUACCCCUCCAGUGAGAUUUACGAACAGUGAAGAUCGAACGACUAAUGCUGCCCCUCCAGCGAGAUUGAAGAGCAGUGAAGAUCGAACAACUAAUACUACCCCUCCUGGGAGAUUUAUGGACAGUGAAGAUCGAGUGACUAAUGCUACCCCUCCUGGGAGAUUUAUGAACAGUGAAGAUCGAACGACUAAUACUACUCCUCCUGGGAGAUUUAAGAACAGUGAAGAUCAAGUGGCUCGUACUACCCCACCUGGGAGAUUUAAGAACAGUGAAGUUCAAGUGGCUGGUACUACCCCCCCUGCGAGAUUCAAGAAAAGUGAAAAUCAAGCAACUAAUACUACCCCUCCUGUGAGAUUUAAGAAAAGUGAAGAUCAACCAACUAAGGCUAUCCCUCGUAUGAGAUUUAAGAACAAUGUAGAUCAACCAACUAAUACAACUCCUUACAUGAGAUUUAAGAACAAUGACGAGAAGGCAACUAAUGCUGCUCCUCAUGUGAGAUACAAGAACAAUGGAGAGCAAGCAACUAUUCUAAGCUCUCACAGGAUGGUUGAAGCUGACGAAAGACCCACCAUUCUGAGUCGAGAACCGCAAAUUCCAGGAAGGGAUACAACCUCUGCAAAUGAUGGGGAAGUUAUUGAAAAUUUGAUGCAAACUCAUGAUGUAUUCAUAAGUACUCUUCGGUCUCGCUUGACCAAAUUACAGGUGGUUCGACAUUUUUGGGAAAGAAAUGACGUUAAAGGUGCUAUUGGUGCCAUGAUGAAGCUGCCAGAUCAUUCUGUGCAAGCUGAUACUAUCAGUAUCCUGAUGGAGAAAAUGGAGACUCUCAACUUAGAUUUAUUUUUGUGCUUGCUUCCUGUGCUUGUGGGUUUACUGGACAGCAAGAUGGAAAGGCAUGCAAGCAUCUCAUUGGAGAUGCUUCUGAAGCUUGUAGCAGUAUUUGGUCCAAUGAUACACUCAACCGUUUCAGCACCUCCCGCUGUAGGUGUUGAUCUUCACUUAGAGCAAAGGCGAGAAUGCUGCAAGCAAUGUUUUGUACAUCUUCAGAAGGUCCAGAAAAUUCUUCCAGAUCUUGUAAGGAGGGGUGGUUUGCUGGCAAAAUGUGCUUCAGAAUUGAAUUUAAUUCUUCAAGAAUCAUAGGCAAUCCUGCAAGCCAGUACUAGUUUCUGCUAAAGCUCUUAAGAGUGGCUUGGCCGAAUACUCUAACCGGCUACUAUUUAAUACAGUAUUUCCGCAUCUCAUUGUGUGUAUUCACAAUUUUGUCUUGCGCUUCAUACAUUUUGCUGUCAUCCUUGGAUUUCGUCUCGGAUGAGAUUCUCAUGAGUAAAGGUAAGAGCAGAGCCAUACAUUUAACUGUCAUCACCUGCAUUUCCAGAAGGUGGAAAGACUAAAUUUUGGCCUUCUGGAACUGUGGAGGAUAUUUCUAGUCAUGAUUCUUUGAUUACAGAUGAUGUGUAAUUUUCCAUUUAAAUGAAUGUAAGUAUGCUCCAGUAUAUAUAAUAUUGUAUGUAUCUUGUAUUUGUAAUGAUCAAUGAAAUAUGUGUACUUUUGGAGCUUC